Messenger RNA from Oryctolagus cuniculus (rabbit), 552 nucleotides. RefSeq names its product alpha-hemoglobin (gene HBA). Gene Ontology annotation, biological process: oxygen transport; hydrogen peroxide catabolic process. Gene Ontology annotation, molecular function: oxygen carrier activity; peroxidase activity; organic acid binding. Lineage: Eukaryota; Metazoa; Chordata; Mammalia; Lagomorpha; Leporidae. Gene Ontology annotation, cellular component: hemoglobin complex; blood microparticle; haptoglobin-hemoglobin complex. The record is from RefSeq and is marked provisional.
ACACUUCUGGUCCAGUCCGACUGAGAAGGAACCACCAUGGUGCUGUCUCCCGCUGACAAGACCAACAUCAAGACUGCCUGGGAAAAGAUCGGCAGCCACGGUGGCGAGUAUGGCGCCGAGGCCGUGGAGAGGAUGUUCCUGGGCUUCCCCACCACCAAGACCUACUUCCCCCACUUCGACUUCACCCACGGCUCUGAGCAGAUCAAAGCCCACGGCAAGAAGGUGUCCGAAGCCCUGACCAAGGCCGUGGGCCACCUGGACGACCUGCCCGGCGCCCUGUCUACUCUCAGCGACCUGCACGCGCACAAGCUGCGGGUGGACCCGGUGAAUUUCAAGCUCCUGUCCCACUGCCUGCUGGUGACCCUGGCCAACCACCACCCCAGUGAAUUCACCCCUGCGGUGCACGCCUCCCUGGACAAGUUCCUGGCCAACGUGAGCACCGUGCUGACCUCCAAAUAUCGUUAAGCUGGAGCCUGGGAGCCGGCCUGGCCCUCCGCCCCCCCCAUCCCCGCAGCCCACCCCCGGUCUUUGAAUAAAGUCUGAGUGAGUGGC